Molecule: messenger RNA, 5794 nt
Organism: Haplochromis burtoni (Burton's mouthbrooder)
Lineage: Eukaryota; Metazoa; Chordata; Actinopteri; Cichliformes; Cichlidae
Product: short transient receptor potential channel 4
Exons: 15
Coding region: 745-3651 (968 amino acids)
Biological process (GO): manganese ion transport; calcium ion transmembrane transport; regulation of cytosolic calcium ion concentration
Cellular component (GO): membrane; cation channel complex
Molecular function (GO): protein binding; store-operated calcium channel activity; inositol 1,4,5 trisphosphate binding
Source: RefSeq, a predicted model, not a curated record
AACGCCUGGCUGACUUGCUUGCUAAGAUGUUUUUUUUUCUCCCUUUCCUCUUGCAGUGCCACUGUGUUCGAUGCGUCUCCAAGUGCGCACAACCCGUCUGCAGCAGCAUUAUUCCGCAGACCGCCUGCCAGGCAUCUGGCUGCUCUGCGUUUAUUUCUGGAGGCGCUGCUUUUCGCUCAAUCACCUCCAACAGGUGGAUAAGAACACUGGUGGAUGUACAUCCUGGGGAAAACUGGAGGUGUUGAAAAACCAGGUGUAAUCCACCGAGGGAACUUGGUUGUUGUUGCCUAUUUUCGUCUCCAGGAUUUGUUGCGCGGUGAGUUUAAUGCGGUGUGAGCCGGUCUGCGUUUUUUCCCGCACCUCCUCCUUAAAAGACGGAAUGGAAAUCGUGAUUAAACCUGACCAAAUGUGGAUUCUCAGGAGGAGUGCUAAGAAGUAUCCAAAAAACGAGAAGGAAGAAUGCGUACUACACUAAAAAAAAAAAAAAAAAAAAAACAACAGGAAAAAGACGCGCUGACAUCUCUAACACUAACAAGCGGGAUUUUAACACUGCUGUUUCUACAUUUAUGGGGAUACAAAUUCCAAGAAGUUGAGGCGAAUUAUUUUCAUGCUGUUUUCCACAGGAAGACCACUGAGCUCCCUGAGCGAAGUUCCAAUGUCCAUCAUCCCAAAGUGUGAACCCCGCCAGCCCAGCAGCAGCUGUAGCAGUGUUAACAGGGUGCUGGUCAGCUGAAGCUUAGAGAGAUGUCACAGCUCUACUACCGGCGGACUGACAGCUCCUCAUACCGGGACCGAAUCCCGUUGAGAAUUGUGCGGGCCGAGUCGGAGCUGUCACCUUUAGAGAAAGCCUACCUUGGAGCCGUCGAGAAAGGGGACUAUGCGAGUGUCAAGCAAGCGCUUGAGGAGGCUGAGAUCUACUUCAAGAUCAACAUCAAUUGCAUCGACCCCCUCGGCCGCACAGCUCUGCUGAUCGCCAUUGAGAACGAGAACCUGGAAAUCAUCGAACUCUUGCUGAGCUUCAACGUGUAUGUCGGCGACGCCCUGCUGCAUGCAAUUCGCAAGGAAGUGGUGGGAGCUGUGGAGCUGCUGCUAAAUCACAAGAAGCCGAGUGGUGGCAUGCAGGUUCCACCGAUCCUACUGGACAAGCAGUUCUCUGACUUCACCCCUGACAUCACUCCUAUCAUUCUUGCUGCACACACCAACAACUAUGAAAUUAUCAAGCUUCUGGUGCAGAAAGGUGUGUCUAUGCCACAGCCACAUGAGGUGCGCUGCAACUGUGUGGAGUGUGUGUCUAGUUCGGAUGUGGACAGCCUGCGGCACUCGCGCUCACGACUCAACAUCUACAAAGCACUGUCGAGUCCCUCACUAAUUGCGCUCUCCAGUGAAGACCCCUUCCUAACCGCAUUCAGGCUCAGCUGGGAGCUGCAGGAGCUCAGCAAGGUGGAGAAUGAGUUUAAAUCUGAGUAUGAAGAGCUGUCCCAGCAGUGUAAGCAGUUUGCAAAAGACCUCCUGGACCAAACAAGGAGCUCCAGAGAGCUGGAGAUGAUCCUCAACUAUAAAGAUGAUAUCAGCUUAUUGGAAGAGGAGGGCGCUAAUGAUCUGGCAAGACUCAAGCUAGCUAUCAAAUACCACCAAAAAGAGUUUGUAGCUCAGCCCAACUGUCAGCAGCUUUUGGCAUCACGCUGGUAUGAUGAGUUCCCUGGCUGGAGGCGGCGUCACUGGGCAGGAAAGUUUGUCACCUGUGUCUUCAUAGGUCUCCUCUACCCUGUGUUUGCUCUCUGCUACCUCAUCGCUCCCAAGAGUCGCUAUGGCCUCUUCAUCCGCAAGCCCUUCAUCAAGUUCAUCUGCCACACGGCGUCCUACCUGACCUUUCUGUUCCUGCUGCUCCUCGCCUCCCAGCACAUUGUUAUCACGGAGCAGAACAGGCAGGACAGGCAGGGCCCUCCACCGACCGCUGUGGAGUGGAUGAUCCUGCCCUGGGUACUGGGAUUCAUCUGGGCAGAGAUCAAGCAAAUGUGGGAUGGAGGUUUUCAAGACUAUGUUCAUGACUGGUGGAACCUGAUGGACUUUGUCAUGAACUCUCUGUACUUGGCCACUAUCUCCCUGAAGAUUGUAGCCUACACUAAGUACAGCGGAAGUAAACCCAGAAACCAGUGGGAAAUGUGGCACCCGACACUAGUUGCUGAAGCAGUGUUUGCCAUUGCAAACAUUUUCAGUUCCCUGCGCCUCAUUUCACUGUUCACGGCCAACUCUCACCUGGGGCCACUGCAGAUUUCUCUGGGGCGAAUGUUGCUCGACAUCCUGAAGUUCCUCUUCAUCUACUGCCUGGUUCUGCUCGCCUUCGCUAAUGGCCUGAACCAGCUGUACUUUUACUAUGACACUAAGGCUUCAGAUGAGAAAGGAAAGUGUAAGGGCAUCCGAUGUGUGCAUCAGAAUAACGCUUUCUCCACAUUAUUUGAGACCCUGCAGUCUCUUUUCUGGUCUAUCUUUGGUUUGAUCAGCCUGUAUGUGACCAAUGUGGAUGCUGACCACCAGUUCACUGAAUUUGUCGGUGCCAACAUGUUCGGGGCCUACAACAUCAUUUCAUUGGUGGUCCUCCUCAACAUGCUCAUAGCUAUGAUGAACAACUCCUACCAGCACAUUGCUGACCAUGCAGACAUUGAGUGGAAAUUUGCAAGGACAAAACUGUGGAUGAGUUAUUUUGAAGAAGGGGGUACUCUGCCAGCUCCUUUCAACAUCAUCCCCAGCCCCAAAUCAUUCUGGUACCUCAUGUGCUGGAUCAAGAAGCAGGUGUGGAGGACAAGCUCCAAGCGCCCUGACACCAUUGGUACCCUUGGGAGGCGAGCUGCAGAGAACCUGAGGAUAAACCAUCAGUACCAGGAGGUACUGAGGAACCUGGUGAAACGUUAUGUGGCUGCCAUGAUUCGAGAUGCCAAGACAGAGGAAGGCUUGACUGAAGACAACUUCAAGGAGCUGAAACAAGAUAUCUCCAGUUUCCGUUAUGAGGUGAUGGGAAUGAUGAAGACAGGAAAGUCAGCUUUAAAUGUGGCAAAGGCCAGUGGCAGCUCAGUGGAAUCCAGCCUUGCGUACCCUAAUUCCUCACUCAAGGUCUCUGCUUGCCCACAGAGCACCCAGAUGAAAAGCAAAUUUAAUCGAUUCAAAAUCGCUACAUCCAUCCUCAAGCUGGGCAGUUCAACAGCUGCACCCAGGCCACCUGAAGCCUCCAAUGGUCUACCUAAUGGAUUCAUGUCCCUGGUCUCUGAUGAGAGCUCUGGUGAAAUGUCAAGCCAGAGGAGAAGCAACCCCAAAGAUGUAUCUGACUUUGGUUUGUUUCAGAAACACCAAAGGGGCAACAAAGAAGCCUCAUCAAGCGCAGCAGAAAGCUCGAGGGAGAUGUACUCUUUGUCAGAAGAAGCAGGGGAGUGUGGGGACUCAGACUUAGAGGAACAUAUCGCUGGAGAAAAGAGUGAGAGGAAACUCCUGGAAACAAAAAAGAAGGAAGAAGUCGAGGAAAUUAAGGAGGAGUCGAACAGCAAAAAAUGCUUGGACCAGUGUGAAGAAAGAGAAACCGAGGAAAGAGACAAGGAUUUAACCUGUACUGACUCAGUAGCUGAUGAAUGUAUGUCUGGCUCAUACAAAGACGAUGCCUAAGAUGUGAUGUGAUGCGAUCAGAACUACAGGCCCAGUAAUGCUGGAUUGAAGACAGAGAGACUGACAAUCAACGUGAGCCUCGAGUGAGAAUUGUGAACAUGAGUCGAACUUUUCCAGUUAUUACUAAACUUAUGAUCAGCUUUGAUCUUUGGAGACUCAGGGAGGCCUUUGGUUUAACUGUUUUAAACGCUGUUAUAUUAGCAGUGGAAAUGCAGCAACAUUGUUCGAAGCUCCGUGUAAGCAUUACGAGGAAUGACAUUUAAGGAUUACUAUAUUUCGUUUUAUGACCCCAGAGGUGAUUGGACAAUAAUGAUUUCCUGAAAGAAAAAAGCUUUUUCUCCCAGCUGAUAUGUGCAUUUCAGUUCAAAUUGUCCUGUUGGUUACCAUAUAACCGUCUCUCUCUACCUCUUUUUUUCCCCCCUCUACCCAUGAACAUUUAACUCUCCCCACCAGUAUCUUAUUAGAGCAAUAGAUGUGUUCUGUUUUAGACGUGACUUUCUGCCUUACUCUGUCUGUUUCUGCACUUUACACACUUUAAAAUGGCAUACAGUUUUUUCAAAGAUCGCUCAAACUCUGAUCAUUGCAACAGCAAUUCUGUCAAAGUUUUCUAUGCAAGAACUGUGGAUCAUGAUUCUCAUCACACUGAUUAGGCCGACUGUAAAUUCAGCGCUGACAGUUCAUCCCAAGUAUUUUCUGUAAAGUAGGGCGUGGCCAAACGAUCUGAGAUAUACAUUAUGAACACAGCCGAUAAAUUAUUUAAAGCAACGUAUUAUUCAAGUUUUGUCACUCAAGAAUAAACUCAUUAUUUUGAACAGAUCUGCUGUUUUUAACUGUUAGUUUAAGAUGUCAUGUUAGUUCGAAUGAAUGGCAUUAUAGAAACUGAAACAUAAAUCAAGAAUAAAUAUAGAAAUACACUCUUAAUUUCCUGUCUCCUCUUUUGUUCAUUGCAAAUCCCAGACAGGCAUAAACACAGUAACUGAUACUGUCAAAAGUUAACUGUAUAUCUUCAUAGUAGAUCAUGAGGUAAUGCUGAAACAAAUGCAUAUAUAUAAAAAUAAUGAAAUGGUUAAUAGUUGCUAUGCAAACUGAUAUUUUUUUAAUUGGGUCACACAAUACCUUUCUAUUUAAAGGAGUCAGACAAGCAUCACCAAAUGGUCUAUUUUACUCUUGAGGCUCAUAACAGAGCAGCUAGAUUACUCACUAGAGAUGUGGAAUUAUAGUACUCUGUAAAAUCAUUUCUCUAUGCUUUCGAGGAGCCUGACUUUCUGGUAUAUUUUACUGAUUUGGAACAGUGGUUCUCCAGGUUUUCUUGAGGUCUUUUAAAGUUUGUCUUUGUUUCUUUUGUUUAAUGACUGCUUUUUCACUAGUUUUCAGGCCUUGUGCUUGAUUAUUUUCAGAAGAAUGUCUUUUCUUCGUUAAGCCGCUUUACCCUGAGCUUUCAGUGUUCAAUCAAGCUUAAAAAAUGCACCAACCUCAAGGCAUGAAUCAGUGUUGUGUCUACAGAUAACAAACAUUGUAGCUCAGAACCAAUUUUGUGUCGUGUCUUUAGGCUUUGUUACUUUGUUACUAGCAGCCUGGCUUUUUUUUUUUUUAAAUUAAUUAAUUUUUUUUAAACACAUAAUUUUUGUCAUUUUUUGUGGAUUUUCUGUAUUUUUGACAAAUGACAAAGAUAAUAUAGUUUGGCAGCCACGAAGUAGUAUUUUUGUGACUUUCAAAGAGCUAGUAGCCAAAAAAUGGGCAUAUCAUGUAUCUCCUUACUAUCUACAUUCAGAUGAACACUAUCUGAAAAUCAGUUCCUUAAAUGGAUGUGGGCCUUCAGCUCACCAUAUACUGUUUGCAGAGUAGAGGUGGGUUUCAAGUAGUGCUUUGUCAUACCAUCAGUGAUAAUACUAGUAUAAAUUCAUAUAAAACUAUUGUGAUAUGACUGGUAUUAGCAAUACCAUGCCUUUUCUCUGUAAGGGUGAGGACAUUGAUCCAAAUAUCAUUAGUAUCAAUACCAAUGCUGGUAUUUGUAUCGGAUCAGUACUAGCAUGAUAGGAUUGAUAUGUUAUUUCUAUCCUCUAAGUUCAGUAUCUAAUCCACUCUGUUAAAUUGAUUGUGUGUUUUUUUGUAAAUGAAAAAAAUAUACUUCAAACGUACACUA